Chiloscyllium plagiosum (whitespotted bambooshark) is the source of this 3794-nucleotide messenger RNA. It is a transcript of the gene gck, whose product is annotated as glucokinase (hexokinase 4). Gene Ontology annotation, cellular component: cytosol; mitochondrion. The record is from RefSeq and is a predicted model, not a curated record. Gene Ontology annotation, molecular function: mannokinase activity; fructokinase activity; glucokinase activity. Lineage: Eukaryota; Metazoa; Chordata; Chondrichthyes; Orectolobiformes; Hemiscylliidae. Gene Ontology annotation, biological process: glucose metabolic process; glucose 6-phosphate metabolic process; regulation of insulin secretion.
GAGUACCAUCAACUGAGGCCUUUUGUGUGUCACCAUUUCUUGUUAUGCCAACCUCUUACUGUAGUUUUCUAACUGCUUGGGGGACAUUUUUCCUGCCUGUUCUUCUCUACUGAAUAGUCGAGACUUUUUUAGAAAAAAGCAUGAUUUUGGCAGUAGAUCAACUUGUGUAAAUGCUUGCCAAUUUCCUUAUGCAGGCUCACAUGUUAGCUCUUUCUGUUUGGUCGUUGUUGGGUUUCCUUACAGAGCCAGUUAAUGUGUGUAUGUGUCUAUAUGGAGUGGUAGUGACUGGAAGCAGGCAGCAGCAGCACUCCUUGCCAAAGGAGGCCACCUUCUGCAGUGGACUGUGUGUGUGUUUGGAACUUGGAGUCAGAUUCCCCACUUUGGCCACCGGGGCAAGGAUGCUGCUCUUGCCAGGGACCUGUCCCUGUCCCUCUCCCUGGUUCGUGGGUGUAGGCUCCGUUUCUAGGGAGCAGGCCGCGUCUCCAUGGUGACAGGCGGCUCGCAGAGGCUCCGAAGAACCAAAAGGAGCAAGAAAUGCAUCCGUGAGAUGGCGAGGGCAAGACGGGGGACCCACCGAGCCAGGUCCACUGCAGACUUUACCGAGGAGACAGUUUGGGAACAAAAAAAAAAUUCCGAGAGACCAGACGGGAGGUGGGGUGGGGUAUCACAGGGCGGGAUUUAAAAACCUGCUGAAGGAGCUUCCGCGGCAGUUGUGAACUGGUGAAUGUGCAGAGCUGAGACCCUCAAACACAAACAUUGCCUUAAUGCCGAGUAACAGAGCCAGAAUAGACUACGGUAGGAUGCAGAAGGUGCAGCAGAUUUUGUCAGAAUUUCACCUCGAGAAAGAGGAGCUGCUGGAAGUAAUGCGGAGAAUACAGCAGGAAAUGGAGAAAGGUCUGCGGCUUGAAACUCAUAAAACAGCCAGUGUCAAGAUGCUGCCUACUUACGUACGUUCUACACCAGAUGGCUCAGAGGUGGGUGAUUUCCUGGCACUGGAUCUGGGAGGCACAAAUUUCCGCGUGAUGCUGGUGAAAGUAGGCGAAGAUGAGAACCGAAGUUGGAAAAUUAUAACCAGUAACCAGAGGUACUCCAUUCCAAUUGCUGUCAUGACUGGCACGGCAGAAAUGCUCUUUGAUUACAUUGCGUUGUGUAUCUCCAACUUCCUGGACCAACACAACAUGAAAGACAAGAAGCUGCCACUGGGAUUCACAUUCUCAUUUCCCGUCCGUCAUGAGGAUAUUGACAAGGGGAUCCUUUUGAACUGGACUAAAGGGUUUAAAGCAUCCGGAGCUGAGGGGAACAAUGUGGUGGGGUUGCUUCGUGAUGCAAUUAAAAGGCGAGGGGAUUUUGAAAUGGAUGUGGUGGCCAUGGUGAAUGAUACUGUUGCAACAAUGAUCUCUUGUUAUUAUGAAGACCACAGUUGUGAGGUUGGAAUGAUCGUAGGCACUGGCUGUAAUGCCUGUUACAUGGAGGAAUUGAAAAAUGUGGAAUUAGUGGAAGGAGAAGAAGGAAGAAUGUGCGUGAACACUGAAUGGGGGGGUUUUGGAGACACGGGUGAGCUCGAGGAGUUCCGUCUUGAAUACGACUGUAUUGUUGAUGAGACGUCUAACAAUCCAGGUUAUCAUCUAUAUGAAAAGAUUAUUGGUGGGAAAUACAUGGGUGAGCUAACACGACUUGUGCUGCUGAAACUGGUGAAUCAAAACCUGCUCUUCAAUGGCGAGGCAUCCCAGCUGCUGAAAACACAAGGCAGCUUUGAAACAAGAUUCCUCUCACUAAUAGAAAGUGACACAGGGGACCAGAAGCAGAUCUAUAAUGUCCUGACAAAACUAGGUGUGUUGCCAUCCAAAGCAGACUGCGAUAUUGUCCAUUUGGUAUGUGAGAGUGUUUCAACACGGGCAGCACAUAUAUGUGCUGCUGGAUUAGCAGGUGUUAUAAACCGAAUGUGGGAGAACAAGCACAAGGAAACAAUGAAGAUUACAGUUGGAAUUGAUGGAUCUGUUUACAAGUUUCAUCCUCACUUCAAACAUAGGUUUCACAAAAUGGUGAAAGAACUUGCACCUCCCUGUGACAUCACUUUUCUACAGUCUGAUGAAGGCAGUGGUCGAGGUGCAGCAUUAAUCUCCGCAGUUGCAAGAAGGAUGGCCAGCUGAUUGACCAGUAACAUUGGAAAUCUUGAAUAAUUUAACCGAAGUUAAAUGAUAAAUUUCAGAAUCCCUUUGGUGAUUCUGCAGUAUUUUCUGAUAAACUGAAAAUUAUGACUUCUAUAUGGAUCGCUGGUGAAAAUACUUCAGUCCGUCCACUUAUGAUAAAAGCAUGGCAUGUAAUGUCCCUUGGAAAACUUGUAAUAAGCUGCAGAUGGAAAACCCAAGCUCUAGUUUCAAAAUAUGUUUCAACAAGUUACUCACUCUGCUGUCAGUAAGGUUCGUGUUCUGGACAAAGUCCAACUCCCCCAAUAGAUCUCCUCGUAUUCGGAAUGUUUUCAUCAACCUGAAGCAUGACUUCAAGAAUUUGUGUUGAAAAUCACUUGUUUUUUUUCCUUGUAUUUUCACUAAACUGAGGCAAUACAGGUUAGAUUAGUGCCGCAGAUAAAAUUUGAGUGAUUGCUAUCUAUUAAUUGAUGCAAGGUUGCAGGUCACUUUCUUGAACUCUGACUUUCCUGUUUUUCUUUUUCAUAUUUUCUUGUUACUUGCACAAGUUGUGGAGCUGCAGGCUUAGCCCUUUGUAGAAUGAUUUCAAUGCCUAGUGAUUACCAGCCUUUGCAAUGUUAAAAACUACAUAAUAUCAAUCUUCUGAAUAAUUAAUGUCAUCAAGUGUUCAUUUUCUUUUGAUUUUAUAGAUUGUUAAUUCUGUGGCAAGGUCUGUUCAUAAAACAAAGCUUUUUUUUCAGAAGUCCAAUAAAAAGCAUGUUGUACAAAGUUUUAUGACAAAGAAUUCUGUUGGGAUAUUAACCGUCGAAAUUAACAUCUUUUCCCUGAAGCCUGCGCUUAUUCUUGUGACCUUGGUUUCCAUAUUACCAGAUAAACCUUUGAAAGCCAUGUUUGAAUUGAACUGGCAAUCAUACAUGAGUCGAUGCUGGUGAUAGAUAUUCUUAAUCGAUCUGUUCAAACAUGAUGUAACAGAAUUCUGGAGCAGGUGGGACUUGAAGUCAGAUAUUUUGGCCCAGAGGUGGGGACACUACCAAUGUGCCACACUCCUCAAUGAAAGGAGCUGAUCGCAGCUCCUGACUGCAUUAUACUUUAAAGGUAAUUUCUCUGAAGGAACAAAUCUUCAUGUUUCGCAACUAUUCAGAAAGUUGCUGCAGAGUGCACCACCUCAAUGAAUUCAUACACUGGAGAAAUUAGCAGCAAACUGUUGUAAUUUGUUCUUAAAAAAAAGUUGAUUUACAGAGUUAGGGUUACAUGACUUUCAAGGAAGUCAAUGCAGAAAAAAAAUUCAAUUUUUAAUUAUUUUACUUGGCUUUUUUUCAGGCCCCAGCAGUUUGGAUAAAUUGAAGAAUUUAUCCAAAAUUAGAUUAUUCUGAUUUUUAUUGUUCAAACACCAUUUAAUUAAUAUUCAGUAUGUAAUGUUACUGCAGCCAAAAUUAAUUUUUAAUCUUCAUUUUAAUUCUUCUUAAUGCAAACCAUUUGUAAUUACAAAUCUCAGAUGUGUACAGCUGAAAAUAUUCCUUGUUAUGUUUUGCAAUGACUGUAACACUUCCAUUGCUCUGUCCGAUGACAACCAAAGAAUAUAAAUACAGUGUAAUUCAUUUUACCUUUUAAAAUAUUAUGAUAGCUGAAGUACAAAAAAUAAAUACU